This is a messenger RNA of Spodoptera littoralis (African cotton leafworm), 768 nucleotides long. The record is from the annotation of a GenBank genome assembly. Lineage: Eukaryota; Metazoa; Arthropoda; Insecta; Lepidoptera; Noctuidae.
AUGAGUAUAUGUCCCGAAAAAGGCUUAGCAGCGCAAGACUACAAAUGCGCAGAGUGCCAAACUGCAUUAACCUUCAAGGACAUGUGGAAUGAACCACGGCUAUGUGACUAUACAGGCUUGUAUUUCUGUGCUACAUGCCACUGGAAUGAUUUAUCUGCAAUACCUGCGCGAGUGAUACAUAAUUGGGAUUGGGAAAAACGGUAUGUCUCUCGAAUAGCAUACCAAAUGCUGAACUUAUCGUGGUCCAGACCAUAUAUUGACGUAGAGAAGAUAAACCCCAGGUUAUUCAACUUCAUAGCAGAGUUAGAAUGGGUGCACAAGAUGAGGAAAGACUUGGAAUGGAUGCGACGAUACCUCUGUGCUUGUGCAGAUGGCACAAACUUAUUAUCACCGUUAUUUGUGCAACUUGGGGACGUCAACAAGAAGUACAGCAUGAGUCAUUUGCAAGCUAUUAACGAUGGGUCUUUAGAGACACAGUUAACGGAGCUAACGGAAGUGUGUCGGUCACAUAUAACGAGCUGUGAUCUUUGUUCUGGGAAGGGGUACCUUUGUGAGGUAUGUAAGAAUAACGAGGUUUUGUAUCCGUUUGACAGCGGAGCUUUGAUGUGUGAUAAGUGUAAUUCCAUGUAUCAUAGAGGUUGUUGGCUACGGAAAGGGCAGAAGUGUCUUAAAUGUCUUCGAUUAGAGGAACGGAAGAAGACCGUUGACGAAGUGCAAACUGAAAUAACGGACACAUUAGAAUAUGACAUUGACAAAUUUGUAAAUUAA